Sungouiella intermedia is the source of this 1077-nucleotide messenger RNA. Lineage: Eukaryota; Fungi; Ascomycota; Pichiomycetes; Serinales; Metschnikowiaceae. The record is from the annotation of a GenBank genome assembly.
AUGAGUCUACGAUCAACAGCGGCAAGCCUGUCUCGAAUCCGAAAGUCUGGCCCUUCGAAAAAGUCUCCUCUUUCACCACUAAAACCUAAGCCAAAACAGCCUAAACGUGCAGCCUCCAAAUCAAAUGAUGAUGACCAUUCGAAACUUACGAUACUCGAUCACAAUGUCCAUCUCCAAUAUGAACUAUCAGGUCAGUCAAGCAUGUUAGAUGCUAUUGACCAACUAGUUCUUAACCAAUGGUCUGAACAGAAUAUGUAUCAUGAUCGACAUUACAGUCAAGAAGCAAAGCAGAAUGCUUCAAAUUCACCAUCAGAUCUACUAUUCCUGUUGCGUGGACUAUCCAUGGAAGUUAAAGCGGAGAUACUUAAGUAUCGGAGCCAGCAACUUCCCAGUGGUAUCUUGACUGUGAACCAACUAUACACUAUGUUUGAUCACAUGGGAAAUACCUUCGUGGAUAGAAGUCUUGAGAUGUGUAUUCGAGAAGGACUUAUCAAGAAGUUCGUUAUCACAAACGCCCUGCCAGUGAUUCUGAGAAAUGGACAGAUCGGUUUCAACCCUAAGGUUACUUAUGGCUACGAGAAUACCGACGUAGUGGUGAAAACAGAUCAGUAUAUCUCGUUGAUUGAAGAGAGUAAAGAUGGAGAUGAUGGGACGUUGACGAAGUUUAGAACCUAUGUGGAGAACAAUCCUGAGUCGCUUUUCGUAACUAAUGAGGAUUUUUCUGCUCCACAGCUAUCACUAUUGGUUAAUUUAGGCUUCCUCACAUUAACAUCAAACCAUCACAACGAAAUCGAUGUGCAUCAGUAUUCCAUUUCGUUUCCUAAGUGCGGAACUUUCCUCAAAAUCAUUAAUGCUGGUAGAACAUGGUUAGUAAAGACGCUUGGAAAGUCCAAGUACGAUGAACUUCUCGAGGAUGUGCUAUUUGAGAAGUGGGAAGGCAAGAAUUUGGCCAACUUUCGCAAGCCGUUCUAUGGCUACGAUUUACUAUGGGUUCUAGCUGAUGCUAGAGGUGCAGGGGUGGUGGAAGCAUUCAACACGCCAGUGGGACGUUGUUGGAGGCUUACGGGAAAACUUUAA